Peromyscus eremicus (cactus mouse) is the source of this 3120-nucleotide messenger RNA. It is a transcript of the gene Capn12, whose product is annotated as calpain 12. The transcript is spliced from 21 exons. Gene Ontology annotation, molecular function: calcium ion binding; calcium-dependent cysteine-type endopeptidase activity. Gene Ontology annotation, cellular component: cytoplasm. The record is from RefSeq and is a predicted model, not a curated record. The coding region runs from base 283 to 2445 and encodes 720 amino acids. NCBI's taxonomy places the organism in Eukaryota, Metazoa, Chordata, Mammalia, Rodentia, Cricetidae. Gene Ontology annotation, biological process: proteolysis.
CCAUGGUGAGGGCUGCUCUGUCUACUUCUGCCUACCUACCGGCCUACUGCUGGUCAUUAAGCUGCUAAACUGGCCACAACUGAAGGCUCCACGCCCCAGGGAGGAAACCACUCAAGAGGCGUCCUUGCUCCCUCGCACCCCAAACCAUCAAUUAAUAUUAACAAGACAGAAUGCUCCUCGCUGCCUAAAGACCCCCAACGGGGUACAAAUGGAGCAGAAGCCCCGCCUCGUGACUCAGGAGGUUAAAGGGCUUGGCUCCAUCUGUGAGUCCAGAGUGUCCGGAUGGCGAGUGGCGACAGGAAGGUCACCAUCCAGCUGGUGGAGGACGGGGCCGGGGCUGGAGCCAGGGGCCCACAGCUCUUUAAAGGCCAGAACUACGAAGCCAUCCGAACAGCCUGCCUGAAUUCUGGGAUCCUGUUUCGUGACCCUUGCUUUUCUGCUGGUCCUGAUGCCCUUGGCUAUGACAAGCUGGGACCCGACUCAGAGAAGGCCAAAGGCGUGGAAUGGAAGAGGCCCCAUGAGUUUUGUGCUGAGCCCCAGUUCAUCUGUGAAGACAUGAGCAGAACUGAUGUGUGCCAAGGAAGCUUGGGAAAUUGCUGGCUUCUUGCAGCUGCCGCCUCCCUCACCCUGUACCCCAGACUCCUGUACCGGGUGGUUCCCCCUGGACAAGGUUUCCAAGAUGGCUACGCAGGGGUCUUCCAUUUUCAGCUCUGGCAGUUUGGCCACUGGGUGGACGUGGUGGUAGAUGACAGACUGCCUGUGCGUGAGGGGAAGCUGAUGUUCGUGCGCUCAGAACAAAGGAAUGAAUUCUGGGCACCUCUGCUGGAAAAGGCCUAUGCCAAGCUUCAUGGCUCCUACGAGGUGAUGCGUGGAGGCCACAUGAACGAGGCUUUCGUGGACUUUACAGGAGGUGUGGGUGAAGUCCUCUACCUGAGACAAAACACUCCAGGCCUCUUUGCUGCCCUUCGCCAUGCACUGGCCAAGGAGUCCCUUGUGGGUGCCACUGCCCUGAGUGACCGGGGUGAGAUCCGCACAGAUGAAGGGCUGGUGAAGGGACAUGCGUAUUCUGUCACAGGUACACACAAGAUGUCCCUGGGCUUCACUAAGGUGCGGCUGCUGCGGCUGAGGAACCCUUGGGGCCGUGUGGAGUGGUCCGGGCCCUGGAGCGACAGCUGUCCACGCUGGGACAUGCUCCCCUCUGAGUGGCGAGAUGCCCUGCUUGUGAGAAAGGAGGAUGGUGAGUUCUGGAUGGAGCUUCAGGACUUCCUCACGCACUUCAACACGGUCCAGAUCUGCUCACUGAGCCCUGAGGUGCUCGGCCCCAGCCCCGCUGGCGGAGGCUGGCACAUGCACACCUUCCAAGGCCGCUGGGUGAAAGGUUUCAACUCCGGCGGGAGCCAGCCCAGUGCUGAAACCUUCUGGACCAAUCCCCAGUUCCGGCUGACGCUGCUGGAGCCUGAUGAGGAAGAGGAUGAAGAUGAUGAAGAGGGACCCUGGGGGGGUUGGGGAGCAGCAGGGGCGCGGGGCCCAGCGAGGGGAGGCCGCAUCCCCAAGUGCACUGUCCUCCUGUCGCUCAUCCAGCGCAACCGCCGGUGUCUGAGGGCCAAGGGCCUCACUUACCUCACUGUGGGCUUCCACGUGUUCCAGAUUCCCGAGGAGCUGCUGGGCCUCUGGGACUCCCCGCGCAGCCGCGCGCUCUUGCCGGGACUGCUGCGCGCCGACCGCUCGGUGUUCUGCGCCCGCCGCGACGUGAGCCGCCGCUGCCGCCUGCCGCCCGGCCACUACCUGGUGGUCCCCAGCGCCUCCCGCGUGGGCGACGAAGCCGACUUCACACUGCGCAUCUUUUCGGAACGCAGCCACACCGCAGUGGAGAUCGAUGACGUGAUCAGCGCCGACCUGGACGCCCUCCAGGUUCCCUACAAGCCCCUGGAGCUGGAGCUGGCACAGCUGUUUUUGGAGCUGGCUGGAGAGGAAGAGGAGCUGGAUGCACUUCAGCUGCAGACCUUAAUAGGCAUCGCUCUGGAGCCUGCUAGGGCCAACACCAGGACUCCUGGAGAGAUUGGGCUGAGGACCUGUGAGCAGCUUGUGCAGUGUUUUGGGCACGGGGGAAGGUUGGCCCUAUACCACUUCCAGGAACUCUGGGGCCAUCUCCUGGUAUGGCAGGCCACAUUUGACAAGUUUGAUGAAGAUGCCUCUGGAACAAUGAACUCCUAUGAGCUAAGGCUGGCACUGAAUGCCGCAGGCUUCCACCUGAACAAUCAGCUGACCCAGGCCCUCACUAGCCGCUACCGGGACAGCCGACUCCGAGUGGACUUUGAACGCUUUGUGUCCUGCGCAGCCCGGCUCACCUGCAUCUUUCGCCACUGCAGCCAACACCUGGAUGGUGGUGAGGGGGUCGUCUGCCUGACCCACAAACAGUGGUCGGAGGUGGCUACCUUCUCCUAGGGCAGAAGCUGAGGGAGGUCACCCUGCUCCAGGCCCGAGGUGCCCUGCUUGGCACCGGUGGUGGAAGCUGAAUAUGGAUGAGCACCUGCCUGGGGCUGGGGCCCAACCUACCGUUGCACAGGUGGUGGUGUGGCAGUGGUGCCUGUCUUCUGGCUAGGUAGCCCCGGCUGGCCUCUCAAGCCCUGCGGUUAGAGUGAGCCUCCGUGAAGAGAACUGCCUUCUUUCCUUGUAAAGGCCAAGCACGUGCUGGCUCCUGCGUAGAGAGGCCCACACCCACACAGGGAGAAGAAGAUGACACCAGAGUCCUUCUUAAAAAUAUUACAUGUUUUAUUCUCCCAUCCCCAGAGGGUGGUUUAUCCAGAAACCAAGAAAAUAAAAAUCAAUCAGAAUAAACUCAAAGGGGGAAACCCAUCCACUACCAGGCAGGCAGGCCAGCAGCCCACCUCCACCUCAGGAGGUCCCAGAGACCCCUGCCCACCGCAAACAAGGGGAAAUCAGGAGGGGGUUGGGGAGGCCAUCGAAUCAGCUAUGUCUUCAUUACGAGAGUGAGAGAGGUGGCAGAGAUAUGCGGCUAGAUGGAUAUAUAUUUAUAUAAUAAAUCCGUAAGUUAAUAAAGUAAAUAGUAAUUCUCUGGAAGUUUUUUAAUUUUUAUAGUCUUUUUAAUAGUUUUUUAAU